This is a messenger RNA of Onychostoma macrolepis, 1445 nucleotides long. It is a transcript of the gene fam131bb, whose product is annotated as family with sequence similarity 131 member Bb. The transcript has 9 exons. Lineage: Eukaryota; Metazoa; Chordata; Actinopteri; Cypriniformes; Cyprinidae. The record is from RefSeq and is a predicted model, not a curated record. The coding region runs from base 77 to 1444 and encodes 455 amino acids.
GAGAGAGAGGAGGAGAGAAUGUAUGGUGAAAGGCUAGCGCUUCCUUGCUUGUAUCCAGGGCCUUUGUGAAUAAACCAUGGGAUGUAUCGGCUCUCGAACCCUCACAGCAGAUGGAGUUCCCGUGCAGAAGGAUGGGGAACAGCAUGGCCGAACAGACUUUUCAUGGGAUGGAAUCAAUUUGUCUAUGGAGGACACAACCUCAAUCCUCCCUCAGCUGAAGAAGCGGAACUCCAACGCCUAUGGAAUCGGCGCUCUGGCUAAGUCCUCUCUGACAGGUGUGUCAGGAGUGUCUCGCUCUAUGAAGGACAAGGUGACAAAGCCGACAGCGAUGGCCCAGGGGCGCGUGGCUCACAUGAUUGAGUGGCAGAGCUGGGGCAUGCAGACGGUGGGCGUAGGGGGCGGAACGGGACGCACCUCCAGUCUGCACCUCCAACAAGAGCGCAAGCUGGAGAAUGACGCAUACAGCGACCUCAGUGACGGAGAGAAGGAGGCUCGCUUCGCCGCAGGUGUGCUUCAGCAGUUUGCGAUCUCUGAGGCGACGCUGCUGGCCUGGAGCUCUAUGGACGGCGAGAGCACAAGCGUUGGAUCUAAUCAGGGGAGCAUAGCCCACCUGAGUGAGGCCAACCAGGAAAGCAUCACCAGCCGAGACCAGAUGCACCAUUCCUCUGCAGAGGUGUGGCCUCACAAUUACGUCUCCCAGGGUCUUUACUGCCUUUCUUCCUCUGAUGCUUGGGAGCCAAUUAGUAAUGAACAGUCAGGUGUGGCCUCUCCUGCCACUGGUUCAUAUGUCAUGGCUGUCGGGACUGAGGGAGGAUAUGACCCAAGUGCAGCAGCUCAGUUCCUGUCCCAACAGCAACAGCAGCAGUAUCAGAACCAGUUACAGCAGAUCCAGCACCUUCAUCAGAUCCAGCAAUACCAGCAGCAUCAGCUCCUGCAGUAUCAACAACAGCAACAGAUGUUGGAGCAAAGACUACAGAGUGCCACUCAGUCUUUACAAGCUACUCCCAACAGCACCAUCCACAGCCUGCCGCCCCUCACUCACCCCCCAUUAGUGGAUCUGUGGGGGGCAGAGCAGACAGAGGCCUAUCAGGCAGACAUGGUGGGCUACAUGGGUAUGCCUGUAGCAGUAGAUGGAAAUCUAACAGCCCCCACAGAGGAGGUGACGACAGAUCACUCACCUUUACUGGAAGCCCAGGAAGAGGAAGAUAUCAAAGAGGAAGAGAUUACGUUAUGUAUGGAACCAGAACCAGUGACAUUAAUUCCAUCUCCAGUAACGCAGAGAGAGGAAGUGACCUCAAUGGGAGGAAGCAGUCCAGGUCAAGCCCCUGGAGAAUUCAGCACAGAGCGCAAGGCAUCUGAUGUCUCACCGUCUGUAAUUGAAGAGCUUGAGGAAAAAGAGGAGGAGUCUGAAUCAUCGCCUGUAGACGUCACGGCAGCCAACUAAG